CGAUAAACCAAUAAAGUGGUAUUGGUUAAGGAGAAAGCAAAAUAAUAAGGUAUAAGUCUACAUAGCCUGAAAUAAUCCUUUUAUAGAACAGUAGUCCACGAAUACUUGGCACUUGGACUACAUAGCAACAAUCAAUAUGGCCGUCUCGUGGAAAGGUUGAUCAUGCCACCAGCUGGGAUCUCGGAUAUAGGACUCAAUUGCAUAAGAACAAAACAUGAAUGUCUUAAAGAAAUAUCAUUGAGCGAAUAAGACUUUUGACUGGCGUCACACACCUGAGAUUUUGAUACAGGCUUGGCAAAUAUGGCUACCGAUGGGAGUACACAUAGUUUCGACUUCCGUAUGUCAAAGAAGGUUGCUGAACUGACUCAAGUCGUUCAUAUGCUCUUUACUCGGAAUCACGAGAGGGAGGUCGAACUUGAAGCAUACAAAGAUGCUUAUGAAUACGAGAUUGAAGUCAUAUUAAAAGAUGCUCGCUCAAAAAUAAAGCAACUUGAAGAGGAACUUGCAAAAGCGACUGUUACUUUUGGAACGAAUUCUUCACAGGUCGCGGAUAAAUACGAAGCCAAGUUAAAGAAAAAAGAACAGGAAUGGCAAAUCAAAUUACAAACUUCAGAGGCGGCUCUAAAAGAGGAGCAAAAUGAAUGCCAAAAAGUACGAGAUAUGUUAAUCAUGGCUCAAAAUGAUAUUGAACAAUUAAAGGGAAACCAAUCUCAACAAAACAAAGAUCUGGCCGAAGAACUGGAACGUAAGACAAAAUACAUAUACGAACAAAAACAUAUCAUACAUCAGCUUGAACAGCAGGUUAAAUACAAAGAGCAACAUCGAAAUGACGUGCUAGCUCAGCUUAAACAAGCAAAUGCCAAAUUAACCUCCGAACUGGAUGACACUAAAAAAGCAAUAGAUGAAUCUCAGAGAACUAAAGAAGAUCUGAUAGGAAAAAAUAAACAACAAGAGUUAGAAAUAAAAACUUUAAAGAAAGCAUUAAUAACCCACAGCAAUACCCCUGGUCAGAAAGUUGUAAGAACUGAAAAAGCAAUGCUAAAGCCUCAAAGAGAAGCACUGUCACAGACUAAUGUAGCUGCACUUAAAAGGAAAAAUGAUUUAGAAAUUGAACGACUUAAAGAGGAUUAUAACGAGGAGAUUGAGCGUCUUCGGAAGGAGAUUCAGCGAUAUCGCAUGGAACUUUAUAACCGAGAGGGGAAUUUUAACAGAACAUUUGCCAAUACAAAACCUGUUUUAGUGGACCAAAGAGCGGGAAAAGUUGCCCAUCAAAGUCCAGUUGGUGGGCCAGUAAUAGGACAUUUACCUCGGUCAAAUACAGUUAUUGAAUCGGGACGCCGGUCUUCUAUAGACAAUGGCAUAACACGAUCUCAUACUGUACUAGAGCGCAUGGAACGAGAGAGAUCUUUUUUGGCGUUUGCAGAAAUGGCUGACGAACUUGAGGCAUCUAAAAGCGCACCAGCCGGGCUUCACAGACUACCCACUCUAGGAAUGGACCACAAGAGUAGGCUUGGUAGACUCUCAAAACCAAAGCCAAUUGCAAGAGAAAUGCUAAGCAGUAAACAAUGAGAGAAAGUCAUAGAUGAACGAGUUUUGAAAAUGUGGAUGAGACUAUUUGGCAGAAAAGUUGUUACAACGAUGAAAUUGUAAUGGCCGCUAAAUAUACACAGGCUGGCUAUAACAUUCGGUUCUUCCCUUUGCCCAUUGGAGUGAAGAGUAAGAAUUUUCGUCAGUAUUGUCCGAUGGACAGUUGCUCAAUUUAAAGCAUUUACAUAUUAAAUGUUUCGUGAUAUGUCAUUGAUUAUCUAAACUUAAUUUUAUGAAAUAAACGAUAUUCUAAAGUAAAUUUUUUGAGUCGGUUGGUAUUAGAUUGAUGCACUAGUUUUGCUAAAUGACCCAGUUCUGAUAGUUCAACUCAUAGUUGCUACUCAUGAAAAAAGUAUACAAACUUUUCUAAUAGUUAAUAAUUGUGAAAUAAGCCAGCAAAACCAAAACUCCGAUCAUCUAAUGCAAUAGUCGCAAAUAACAAAAAUAGGGCAGGGUUCAAUUGUAAGCAAAGUUGUGUACUCUCACUUACACGACCCUACAUGAUUGAAAAGUCCCUUGUUCAGUCUCUCUGAACGUUUAAUUCAUUUUCACACUGGCGGAUCUGGG
Molecule: messenger RNA, 2154 nt
Organism: Owenia fusiformis
Lineage: Eukaryota; Metazoa; Annelida; Polychaeta; Sabellida; Oweniidae
Source: the annotation of a GenBank genome assembly